CUCGAAAUUCGGUUCGGGAUUCGAAAUUCGGUUCGGGUCCGGGAUUCGACUUUUUCAAAAUCCGAGCUGAGAUUCGUAAUCAGCACAUUUUUUUACCUUAGAAAAAUACUUUCUCUUAUUUUUAAAAUUUUUUUACGAAGAAGUUGGUCACAACUUUGUUCAGACUCAACUGGCCUUUGCCGCAUUGUCGAUAUUUUUCGAUAUUUUGAGCUUUUUUUGCCUAUUCCAUAUUUUGAGAUUCGAUAUUUUGAGAUUCCAUAUUUUGAGUUUUUUUAGCCGAUUCGCGAUUUUGAGAUUCCAUAUUUUAAGAAUUCGGUAUUUUGUAUGGGAGCCGGGAAAUGGCAAAAAAAGAGAGGAGUAUGAGCAUCAACGAAAGGGGGGAAGGGAGUAGGGGAAGGAAGGAAGGAAAAAGAAGAAUGAAAAAGCAAAAUGAGCAAAAAGAGAAGUUGAGGAGGAGGAAUAUAGUGGUUGAAGGUGGGGUGAAGAGUGAAGUGAAUGGUUGGACGAAUGUUUCCUUCCUCAACAUUUAUAUAUAAAAAUUGGGCGCCGGCUGGCCGCAAAAAACAUAAGGGAAUAAGGCG
Molecule: messenger RNA, 581 nt
Organism: Meloidogyne enterolobii
Lineage: Eukaryota; Metazoa; Nematoda; Chromadorea; Rhabditida; Meloidogynidae
Source: the annotation of a GenBank genome assembly